AUGUAUGGUGCGGCAGCGGACACAAUCAUAGAAUUAAAGGCUUUUACAUAUACAAAAGGUGGUGCUAAAUAUUUGUUAAUAUCAAAACAUGAAAAUGAUAUUGUUCUCUAUUUUGCCGAUGACGGUGAAAGUAUUUGUGAUCUUAUCCUUGCAUCUUUGGAUAAAUUCAAAUAUACAGUUCGUAAGCACAACGUCUGUAUCGGGCGACCCCCAGAAGAAAGCAAAACAUUUAUUCUUGUUUUAACUCCAGAAAUGUUGGAAGAACUUGAAAUUCGACCAAAGCAUUUUUUAAAGAAAAUAGCGUCAGGUUCUGUUAAUCAAGCCUUAAUACAUCAUGACGUCAUUGAUAUUAAGAAUAAUAACACAAGACGAGUCUUGGAAUAUCAGUGUCCGGACAGUCUUACCUGGAAAUGCCUUAGCACUGGGAAAAACGACGAGGAGUUCAAAAUGACAUGUUUUCAGAUUUUUGCUUUGAUAGAUACGAAUUUCAAACCAUUCGAAGUUCCUACGCUAGUGAAUUUCAAACUGACACCAAAAGAGAUUUGGACGGCAAAAGACGAUGUUAUUAUUACCUUUAAGAAGUCAGUGAACGACAAGAAUAUGAAUGUUCGCCUGAGACACCGAUGUGGUCUUUCUAAUACAUUACGAUGUUUAAAACUAAAUGAAACAGCCUACAAAUUCAACCCAGAGGGGAUGCCGGAGGGUGAAAUUUUAGUUGAGGUUCUGGUUGAUGAUUCAUCCCUGGGAAAAACAUCGUUUGCAAUUCGUCCCAAAAUGCAACUGCUCUCAGAUCUCCUGGAUGACGUCAUAAACCCCAUAGAUUUCAUCUGUAAGACAAUGAAAACUGAAAACGCUGAAGCUUUAGAUCUGAUUUUAAGUGAAAAAUUUUCAAAUUUCAAAACUUACAGAAUUCCACUGAGUGGCCUAGAAAACGUGACUCAAGAGGAAAAUUCGAAAAUAUUUGCCAAUGCAUCGGAGUCUGAACUUCCUACUAUUCUCCAUUUUGCUGCAAAAUACGGUUUACGUCGGUUCUGCGAGACAUUGAUGAGGUAUCCUGGCUAUAAGGCCGCUAGGCUGAUAAAAAACAAAGAUGACAGAACUCCAAGUGAGAUUGCACUACUUGCAGGUCAUAGUGCUCUUUCAGAGCAAAUUCAGAAUACAGAGUGUGCUUCUGAUUAUGAAGAAAUAAGUAAGUAGAUUUUGAUCAUUUUGCUUUUU
Molecule: messenger RNA, 1218 nt
Organism: Saccostrea echinata
Lineage: Eukaryota; Metazoa; Mollusca; Bivalvia; Ostreida; Ostreidae
Product: B-cell scaffold protein with ankyrin repeats-like
Exons: 6
Coding region: 1-1197 (398 amino acids)
Cellular component (GO): cytosol
Molecular function (GO): fibroblast growth factor receptor binding; transmembrane receptor protein tyrosine kinase adaptor activity
Source: RefSeq, a predicted model, not a curated record